GGGGCAAGUGUGCCUGUCAAGCCUGUACAGUAACUACUGUCUGCGAUGACCCUGCCCAUGCCGCUACUCACUAUCAAUCCAACUACUGCCAUUCCGUCGUCACCGUCGUUCUAAAGACAAAUGCACUCAACCCGUGUCACGCUUGUUCAUGCUCUAGGGCUACUUGGAACUUAAUCUUGCUCUUUACCCCUCUACUCCAUACAAGGAAGCAUGCUGCCACUUCUGAAUCCCUUUGAGAAACCGCCACAUCGGUUGUAGCAUUUGACCAACGUCCGUCGAUACCUAUACUUCUGCCUACUGCCCUUCAGGUCGUACCCAUCCUGCCUCCUCGCCAUACACCCUCCGUUGAUGCAUUGAUCACACAGCGACAAUGUCUGCCUCAGACACUCCUCCCCCCGAACCGCUGCCGCACGAAGUAGUAGGCCUUCCCGUGCAAAUUAUACGAGAGGCCGAAGCGAUUGCGGCAGCAAAUCAAGAAGAGGACCGGACUACACAGAAGAAAACGGAUGCCUCCUCAGCUCCAGAGAACCGUACACGGCAUCACGGUGGCGUCUCUUCGAAUCUAGACGAUGUUCCUGCACCGGCCUACAAUGGCGCAGAUUAUGGCCAGCUUGAUAUCAGUCAGAAUGGGAUGGAUACUGGUGCUCGACUCGGCAGUGAUGGCAGAGUCAACAUCAAGAUCAAUCAGCGAAGUAAAAAGCUCACAAAUCUGCUCCUACCAGCGCUGCGGCACCAAUUAGAGUUACAGAGAAAGAAGGCUGAAGGAGAGCCGCCCAUACCAGAAGGACUCGGCGAUACAGAGGGCCUGCCACCUCCGCCCAUGAACAUCGUCAUUCAAAUUGUCGGCAGCAGAGGAGAUGUCCAGCCAUUUGUGGCGUUGGGUCAGGUCUUAAAGAACAAAUACAAACACCGUGUGAGGAUAGCAACCCAUCCGACCUUCAAAGACUUUGUGACCGAAAAUGGUCUCGAGUUUUUCAGUAUUGGGGGCGACCCUGCAGAGCUUAUGGCUUUCAUGGUCAAAAAUCCUGGUCUGAUGCCCGGGAUGGACUCACUCAAAAGUGGCGACGUGGGAAAGCGACGAAAAGGUAUCUACGAGAUCAUCACGGGAUGCUGGAGAUCUACAAUUGAGGCUGGCGACGGGACUGGUGUCCAGCUCACGGACGACGCCCGCAGCUUCGACAGUGCCAUUUCCUUCGGUACCGAUCCUACCAUGAGGCCAUUCGUGGCCGACGCGAUUAUUGCGAACCCUCCGAGUUUCGCCCAUGUCCACAUUGCAGAGAAGCUAGGCAUUCCUCUACACCUGAUGUUCACCAUGCCCUGGUCACCGACUCAAUCAUUUCCUCAUCCGCUUGCCAACAUUGUCUCGUCCAAUGCCGAUGCCAAUAUGGCCAACUUUGUGACCUAUGCUUUGGUCGAUAUGUUGACUUGGCAGGGACUGGGCGAUGUGAUCAAUCGCUUCCGCGAGAGGAGUCUAAAUCUCGAACCCAUCAGUAUCAUGUGGGCUCCAGGUAUGGUCAGCCGCCUACACAUCCCUUGGACCUACUGCUGGUCGCCUGCCUUGAUCCCUAAACCGGCAGAUUGGGGCAACUAUAUUGAUAUUUCUGGCUUCUUCUUCUUGAAUCUUUCGACAAACUACACCCCGGCGCCGGAUCUCGCAGACUUUCUCGCAGCCGGCCCGCCUCCUGUGUAUAUCGGAUUUGGAUCGAUCGUGGUUGAUGACCCCAAUGCCAUGACGAAAAUGAUCUUCGAAGCUGUCAAGAAGACUGGUCAACGAGCGCUUGUCUCCAAAGGCUGGGGCGGUCUCGGCGCUGAUCAACUUGGCAUUCCUGAAGGCGUUUUCAUGUUGGGCAAUAUUCCGCAUGACUGGCUGUUCAACCAUGUAUCGUGUGUCGUCCAUCAUGGUGGUGCCGGGACGACGGCGGCUGGUAUUCUUGCUGGCCGCCCGACGGUCGUGGUGCCUUUCUUCGGUGAUCAACCAUUCUGGGGUGCAAUGACAGCAAAAGCAGGAGCAGGUCCGAAACCAAUUCCGUACAAGCAAUUGACUGCAGACAAAUUGGCAGCACAGAUUAUGGACGCAUUAAAGCCGGAGUCCCUCGAACGGGCAAAAGAGUUGAGCAUGAAGAUCAGAUCAGAGGAUGGCACAGAGGCGGGUGCCCAAUCUUUUCACAAACAACUACACCUGCCAGACAUACGGUGCUCGUUGGAUCCUAGGCGUACCGCUGUUUGGCGCAUAAAGCGGACAGAUAUUCGACUAUCUCCAUUGGCUGCUGUAGUCCUUGGAAGCGAAGGCCUGCUCGAUUUCUCUGACCUGAAACUUUAUCGAGCUCGGGAAUAUGAGACCGAGGACGGUCCAUGGGAACCAAUUUCAGGCGGUGCCGCAGCCCUUAUUGGUACCAUUGGGAAUCUUUCCAUGGGGGUUGCAGAUUUUCCUGUGGAGAUAUUCAAUUCUUUGAAAACCGCUCACGGCGACCUGAAAGAUCUGCACGAGAGGGAACAGCAGAGGAAACAUUCGGCAGGUCCUGGUACUCCUUUACAACCUCAGCUAUCUCAGGAGACAAUCCCAGAUGACUCUGCAGAGAGAAGAGUCUCGGCAGAUGCUGGCCUAGAACCCAAACAAUCUCACGAGAGGGGACGUUCGCAAAGCCCUUCUGGUCCUGCAAUUCUUUCGCAUGAGAGAGUAGAGUCUCCCACAUUCAGCGAACCAAGUACGGGAGCACCGACUCUGGCAACGACAACUUCCCAAUCACGGCCCUCAGCCAUGUCAUCGGUCGUCUCUCCGGAUGGCUCGAAGCGAAGCCACUCCCACCAUCGCCGAUGGUCACAUCACCGCUCGCAUUCACGAUCCGGGUCAGGUUCGCGCAAGCCACAUCACCGUGACCACUCUCCUGCUUGCGAAGAAGUCGGUCAGAUUUCUCUGGAGACUGCUUUAUCUGGCGCAAAAGCCGUGGGAAAGAUUGUCUCUGCUGGUGUCAAGUCACCUAUGGAUUUCACACUCUCACUGGCAAAGGGAUUCCACAAUGCACCGAAACUAUACGGAGAUGAGACUGUCCGCAAAAGUGAGAAAAUCACAGACCUUCAGUCUGGCCUCAGGGCUGCUGGCAGAGAAUUCACCUAUGGCUUCUAUGAUGGUGUCACUGGAUUAGUGACGCAACCUCUUGCAGGAGCCAAGAAGGAAGGCGCUGCAGGCUUCUUCAAAGGUGCUGCAAAGGGUUUCGGGGGUCUAAUCUUGAAGCCUGGUGCCGGCAUCUGGGGUCUUCCCGGGUAUACCGCCAAAGGUAUCUACGCUGAAGUUGCCAAGCACUUUGGCAGCUCUGUGCAGAACUACAUUAUCGCUGCUCGAACGGCUCAAGGUUUUGAAGACUGGAAAAACAGUACCCCCGAAGAGAGAGACGCAAUCAUUAGUGCUUGGAAGGAUAACAAGGUUGAGGAAAAGAAACGUGGACAACUUUACGGAAGUGAGCGCAAGGAGGCGAUCGAAAGUCACAUCCUGACCAAGACGCACAGCGACUCUGUUGAGCUCGUCCACGGCUUCAAAAACACCAGACAUCUUAGCUGGGAUGAGCGCAAGGCCCUUGCCGAGAGACGAGAUCAACUCAAGAAAGAGCAGAAAGAACUGGAGCGUCGUGAACGAGAGGUCAAGAUGGAAGAAGCCAGGCGUAACGGUAACGGCAACGGGAAGGCCAAGGUCAAGAGCCGUUGCCGAUUCUGUCCCUUCGACCAUGACAGCAAUCACCAUCUCGACCACACCCGGUCAUUCUCCAGCAUCAGUUCGUCUCUCGAAUACUCGAAGACACACUCUCCCGAUGAUGAUUCUUCCCUUCAAGACUACGAGCAUGCCAUCACCAUGGCCGUCACAGAAUCGAGUAAAGGAGAUCCGGACGAAGACGCCAUCAUCGAGCGCGCGCUCAGAGCAAGUCUCAAGGAGUUGCAUAAUGCAGGGCACAACGGCAACGGCAAGGACCACAAUGACGACGCGUACAAGAAGGCCCUCAGAGCGAGUCUGCGAGAGUUCAAACGAGCGCAGGCCGAUCACCAGAAACGUCGUGAGUCACAAGAGACAGGGGUUAUUUCCACGGUGGCCGAACAAGACGAGGAAGAUGCAGAUGAAGAUGAAGAACAUAGGAACCAACUCAAAAAGGUCCUGACGAGAAGUUUGGAAGAGUAUAAAGCGUCGCAGGCUGCAAAGUCACAGCCAAUCCUUAUGGAUUCUGCAGAAAACAAUGAUUCGGGCAUCGAUACAGAUUAUGACCACGACAAGGAUUUCCACCGCGCCAUGGAAGAGAGUAAACGGUUGCACGACGAGAAUCAAGCUAAACAUGCCGAAUUGGCAAAGCGUGAAGAGGCGUUGAAGUCAGCAACGGUGACGAACGGUCUCGGUGCGGAAGAGGAUGAGAAGUUGAAGCGCGCGAUCACGGAGUCUGAGCAACAUGAAAAGGCCCGCCAGGAAGACUUGACGAAACAACGGACCGAGGAGGAGAUUGUGCUGGAUUAUAUCAAGAAGCAGAGUCUGCGUGAGGAGGAGCUGAGAAAGCAGAGACUGGCGGAGCAUGAGCAGGCUUAGACUGCGCCUGAUUAACGACAUGACUUGAUACACUCAUUAUGGCCACGCGCCGUACCUGAUUAGUAUGAUGUACGUUUGAUGAGAUGACGGAAAUUGAUACCAUGGAGCUCUAUGAUUGGUAUGA
Molecule: messenger RNA, 4685 nt
Organism: Exophiala viscosa
Lineage: Eukaryota; Fungi; Ascomycota; Eurotiomycetes; Chaetothyriales; Herpotrichiellaceae
Product: sterol 3beta-glucosyltransferase
Exons: 1
Coding region: 371-4561 (1396 amino acids)
Biological process (GO): carbohydrate metabolic process
Molecular function (GO): UDP-glycosyltransferase activity; hexosyltransferase activity
Source: RefSeq, a predicted model, not a curated record